Fusarium odoratissimum NRRL 54006 is the source of this 429-nucleotide messenger RNA. RefSeq lists its product as uncharacterized. NCBI's taxonomy places the organism in Eukaryota, Fungi, Ascomycota, Sordariomycetes, Hypocreales, Nectriaceae. The record is from RefSeq and is a predicted model, not a curated record. Bases 1 to 429 code for a protein of 142 amino acids. The transcript has a single exon.
AUGCCUAGCAGGGACGCGUCUCUCAUUAGUAGGCGACGCUCCUCCGAGAUAGAGAAAAAGCUUAUGGGGGACAAGGGCAGAGAGCUUAGGAGGAGAGAUGGAAAUUGCCUUCGUGAAAUAAAGCUCCGGAGUUUCCAUGUCCAACACAUUGUAGUAGGCAGCCGUGGCUCGGUUCGUGUACUUGCGCGGUUGGAUAAAGAAAGGGAAAUGUCAGUUUGGACAAGAACGGCCUUGGUCGAGGCAUGGGGCAGAGAGAGAGCAGAUCAGUUAUUGAGUUUUUACUUACGCUUUUACAUAAAAAGGGCUAGAGCACGUAGAUUACCUAACAAUAAGCGGAGAAAGAUCCAGCAAGGCGGCAACGGCUCCAUGUUCAAUUGGGACAAAGAAUUCGAAGAAUUAAAGGUCAGGGUAGAGGGAGGGAAACAGUGA